GUGCUUGGUUGGAACUCUAGUGGCUGUACUCCUUCCCCAGGGCAGCUGUUGACAGGGCACUGCUAUGGGCAACGCAGCACUUUGCCACUCUUGUCGUACAGACAAGGGUAUUCAGAAGAGUACAGAAAGUCAGAACAUAGACACAUUCCCCGACUAUUACACUGACAUAAGCAAAGAACCCGAGGCACUGUCUGACAGCAACGCAAGCUUCCUCCGCGCUGCCAGAGCAGGGAAUGUGGAUAAAGUACUCGAGUACCUCAAGGGAGGUAUAGACAUCAAUACAUCCAAUCAGAAUGGCCUUAAUGCAUUGCAUCUGGCAGCCAAGGAAGGACAUGUGGACCUUGUGCAAGAAUUACUGGAGAGAGGUGCAACUGUUGAUUCAUCGACUAAGAAGGGAAACUCAGCCCUACACAUCGCAUCCCUGGCGGGUCAAGGUGAAGUGGUGAAAACACUAGUGAAGCAGGCAGCCAACAUCAAUGCGCAGUCACAGAAUGGUUUCACUCCGCUCUAUAUGGCUGCCCAAGAGAAUCAUAUUGACGUUGUGAGAUAUCUUCUGGAGAGUGGAGCUAACCAAAGUACAGCGACUGAGGACGGGUUCACACCCUUGGCUGUGGCACUACAGCAGGGUCACAACCAGGUGGUGGCCAUCCUCCUGGAGAAUGACACCAAGGGAAAGGUGCGGCUGCCAGCCCUCCACAUCGCCGCCAGGAAAGAUGACACCAAAUCUGCAGCGCUCCUGCUGCAGAAUGACCACAAUGCCGACGUGCAGUCCAAGAUGAUGGUGAAUAGGACCACAGAGAGUGGCUUUACGCCUCUGCAUAUUGCUGCCCAUUAUGGAAACGUGAAUGUAGCUACUCUGCUGUUAAACCGAGGAGCUGCCGUGGAUUUCACAGCUAGGAAUGGAAUCACUCCGCUCCAUGUAGCUUCCAAACGAGGAAAUACCAAUAUGGUGAAACUGCUGCUGGACAGAGGAGGACAGAUUGAUGCCAAGACCAGGGAUGGCCUGACCCCCCUUCACUGUGCAGCAAGGAGUGGACAUGAUGGAGCUGUAGAAAUUCUGCUUGAAAGGGGAGCGCCAAUGCUUGCCAGGACAAAGAACGGUUUGUCGCCACUGCACAUGUCUGCACAGGGAGAUCACGUGGAAUGUGUCAAGCACUUGCUGCAGCACAAGGCUCCUGUGGAUGACGUGACACUUGACUAUCUGACUGCGUUACACGUUGCUGCUCACUGCGGCCACUACAGGGUCACCAAGCUUCUUUUGGACAAGAGGGCCAACCCCAAUGCCAGGGCGCUGAAUGGUUUUACUCCACUACAUAUUGCAUGCAAGAAAAACCGUGUCAAAGUGAUGGAGCUUCUUGUGAAAUACGGGGCCUCAAUCCAAGCUAUAACAGAGUCUGGCCUUACACCGAUACACGUGGCUGCCUUCAUGGGCCACUUGAAUAUAGUCCUACUUUUGCUGCAGAAUGGAGCGUCUCCAGAUGUUUCUAACAUUCGUGGAGAGACUGCACUGCACAUGGCCGCACGAGCAGGGCAGGUGGAAGUUGUUCGGUGCCUGCUGCGCAAUGGGGCACUUGUCGACGCUAAAGCCAGGGAGGACCAGACCCCUUUACACAUUGCCUCGCGCCUGGGAAAAACUGAGAUUGUGCAGCUGUUACUGCAGCACAUGGCCUUCCCUGACGCCUGCACCACUAAUGGCUACACUCCGCUGCACAUUUCCGCCAGAGAGGGCCAGGAAGACGUGGCUUCUAUUUUGCUUGAGGCUGGUGCUACUCAUUCUCUAGCCACAAAGAAGGGAUUUACUCCACUACAUGUUGCAGCUAAGUAUGGGAGCCUGGAAGUGGCAAAACUCCUUCUGCAACGCUCUGCUUCUCCAGACUCUGCUGGCAAGAAUGGCCUAACCCCACUCCAUGUUGCUGCUCACUAUGACAACCAGAAGGUGGCGCUGCUGUUGCUGGAGAAAGGUGCCUCUCCUCACGCCACUGCCAAGAACGGUUAUAGUCCUCUACACAUCGCUGCCAAGAAGAACCAAAUGGAAAUUGCCACCACCCUUCUAGAAUAUGGAGCUGAGACUAAUGCACUGACAAAGCAGGGAGUGAGCCCACUCCAUCUGGCUUCACAAGAAGGACAUGUGGACAUGGUUUCUCGUCUAAUGGGGAAAAGCGCCAAUGUAAGCUUGCUAACAAAGAGCGGAUUGACAGCACUACACCUUGCAGCUCAGGAGGAUAAGGUUAAUGUAGCGGACAUGCUGGUACAAAAUGGGGCAAAUCUUGAUGUCCAGACUAAGCUGGGCUAUACUCCUCUGAUUGUGGCCUGUCACUAUGGAAACAUUAAGAUGGUCAAUUUCCUCCUGAAACACGGUUCCAACGUCAACGCUAAAACCAAGAAUGGAUAUACACCUUUGCACCAGGCAGCUCAGCAGGGUCACACCCACAUCAUCAAUGUUCUCCUUCAGCAUGGGGCCAAACCCAAUGCCAUCACUUCAAAUGGCAACACUGCCUUAGCAAUUGCCAAACGUCUUGGAUAUAUCUCUGUGGUGGAUACCCUGAAGGUCGUCACAGAAGAGGUCACUACCACAACCACUACUGUGACUGAGAAACACAAGCUGAACGUACCCGAGACAAUGACCGAGAUCCUGGAUGUCUCAGACGAAGAAGGAGAUGAUACAAUGACUGGAGAUGGAGGAGAGUAUCUUAGAGCAGAGGACCUGAAAGAGCUUGGAGAUGACUCUUUACCCAGCAGUCGUUAUCUGGACAAUAUGAUGUACAGAGGAUUAGGGCGUUUAGGAGAGCGCUCAGACAGUGCCGUUCACAGCCUGCGAUCCUUCAGUUCAGACAGGUCCAACACACCAAGCCAUGGCCCAUACCAGAGGGACAGUGCCAUGAUCGAGGAGUUCGUCGCUGCUACUAACAGCCAGGUACUUCUGGCCAAAGGCCCAGAUAAGGAUUCCACCUACCGCUUAAAUUGGGAACAGGAGAACUUGGACAAUGUGGCUCUUUCCUCCAGCCCAAUCCAUUCAGGGUUCCUGGUUAGUUUUAUGGUGGAUGCCCGUGGAGGAUCCAUGCGGGGCUGCCGUCACAAUGGACUUCGCAUUAUCAUUCCUCCCCGGAAAUGCACGGCUCCAACCCGUGUGACUUGUCGCCUGGUUAAACGUCAUAGACUGGCCACAAUGCCCCCCAUGGUGGAAGGAGAGGGUCUCACAAGUCGACUGAUUGAAGUGGGACCAUCUGGUGCCCAGUUCCUUGGUAAGCUGCACCUUCCUAACUCUCCUCCCCCUCUAAAUGAGGGAGAAAGCUUGGUUAGCCGAAUCCUGCAGCUUGGGCCUUCAGGAACCAAAUUCCUUGGGCCAGUGAUUGUGGAGAUCCCACAUUUUGCUGCGGUGCGUGGGAAGGAACGAGAGCUGGUGGUGUUACGCAGCGAGACCGGGGAGAUCUGGAAAGAGCACCAGUGUGAAUACACCGAGGAAGAGCUGAAUGAAAUAUUGAAUGGAAUGGACGAAGUGCUCGACAGUCCAGAAGAACUUGACAGAAAGCGUAUUUGUCGCAUCAUCACCAGAGACUUUCCACAGUACUUUGCAGUGGUGUCCAGGAUCAGACAGGACAGCAACCUGAUUGGACCUGAAGGAGGUAUACUGAGCAGUACUGUGGUACCACAGGUCCAGGCAGUGUUCCCUGAAGGAGCCUUAACCAAGAGGAUUAGAGUUGGACUUCAGGCCCAGCCUAUGCAUAUUGAACUAGUCAAGAAGAUUCUGGGCAACAAGGCAACCUUCAGCCCAAUUGUCACCUUGGAGCCCAGAAGGAGGAAGUUCCAUAAACCUAUUACUAUGACGAUUCCUAUUCCGAAAUCCUCUCCCGAUGGACUGAUGAAUGGUUAUGGCGGAGAUACUCCAACUCUCAGGUUACUUUGCAGUAUAACAGGUGGAACAACUCCAGCCCAAUGGGAAGAUAUAACAGGAACUACUCCUUUAUCAUUUGUUAAUGAAUGUGUUUCUUUCACAACAAAUGUAUCAGCCAGAUUCUGGCUCAUAGACUGUCGGCAGAUCCAGGAAUCUGUUAACUUUGCCACACAAGUGUACAGAGAGAUUAUCUGUGUACCGUACAUGGCCAAAUUUGUGGUGUUUGCUAAAUCACUGGAUCCCAUUGAGGCCCGUUUGAGGUGCUUCUGUAUGACAGAUGACAAAGUGGACAAAACACUGGAACAACAGGAAAACUUCACAGAAGUUGCGAGAAGCAGAGAUGUUGAGGUUUUGGAAGGCAAGCCUAUUUACGCUGACUGCUUUGGUAACCUUGUACCUCUCACGAAGAGCGGCCAGCACCAUCUCUUCAGCUUCUACGCUUUCAAAGAAAACCGACUUGCAUUGUUUGUCAAGAUACGAGAUACCACUCAGGAACCUUGUGGGCGCCUAUCCUUCAUAAGAGAGCCAAAGUCCACAAGAGGCCUUGCACACCAUGCUAUCUGCAACCUAAAUAUCACACUUCCCUCUUACACCAAGGAGUCAGAAUCAGAUCAGGAGCAAGAGGAAGAGACGACCGGAAUGCAAGAAAAAUAUGAAGAAGAGGGGACCGAAUCCAUUGAGAUUUCUGCAGCAAUAAAAUCUCAUCUGGUUCAUGAUAUCCCUGUACUAGCAAGCCCAGAUUUGCUUUCAGAUGUGUCUGACAUGAAACAAGAUUUGAUCAAGGUGACUAAGCUCUUAAAAACAGACUCGACAGCAACAGGUAAAGGAAGCCCCAUAGAGGUAAAGGAGGUAGGAAAGCAAACUGAAGACGAACCAGGAGAGCCAUUUGAAAUUGUAGAAAAAGUGAAGGAAGAUUUGGAAAAAGUGAGUGAAAUCUUAAGAAGCGGAAGGUACGAAGGUGAAAAAUCUAGGAAAGCAGUCGAUGAUGGUGCAAGAUGUGAAGAACCAUGUGAAGACUGGGUUAUUCUCAGCGAUGAAGAAAUCGAAGAAGUUAAGAAAAAUGUGCCAGCAGACGUCUUUGAACCUCCAUUUGUAGAGUGCAAAGUUGAUAGGGGAGCUCUAGCAAAGACAGUAAAGAUAGAGAAAGACAUGAGUGGAAUGUUGAAUUAUUUGUCUGAGGACCUAGGGAUGUAUCUAACACAGCAUGAAAACAAUGCACCUGCAACUGUUUGCCAAGCAGAUAUUGUUCAAGAAACGUUUGAUGCUGUUAUUGUUACCAAGGAUAUUAACAGUGGAACUUACAAGGUUAUCUCAGAGUUUGUAGGCUCAGUGGCGAAGAAAGAAUUGGACACAAAAGACCAAACUAGAUCAGAACCCAGCAAAACUAAACCAGUACUUCGGAGAUUCACGGAAGGAAGCAUGGUAAUAUCUUUUACAGAUCCUGCACUUAAAGGCUCAGCUACUGAAACUUGGACAGAGGUUAGAAAAAUGCAGCAUGAAGUUACGAUUAGAUCUGAUGUCAGUGAGUCAUUGAAAGAAACCACGUUAGUACCUCCACCUAUUUCAGAUGCUACCUCGCCUCUAGUGGAAGAAACUCCCAUUGGUUCCAUAAAAGAGAAGGUAAAGGCUCUUCAGAAACGUGUAGAAGCAGAGGAAGGCCAGCGCAAGCAAGUAAAAGUUCCUGGAAAAGAAGAGAUUUCUACAACAACGAGUAAACGGGCACCACACAAAGAAGAACCCCCUGUUCCCUCCACUGUGACAGAAAGACUUGAAGAGACUAUGUCAGUGCGUGAACUCAUGAAAGCUUUUCAGUCAGGACAAGAUCCAUCCAAGAAAAUGAAUCGACUCUUUCAGCACUCAUCUGUUACUUCACAAGCAGAGAGCCAAGAUUUGGAGGAAUUAAAUAAGCCUAAAGUGUCUAACGAUGAAGGUAAAGGAAAGCUUUUGUCCACGGAGAAAGUUGCUGAAGGAGCUCAAGCAGAUGUGGUAGAACUUUCAUCCGAAGUACAUCAGUCAGAGAUGCAUAGAGACCACAGUGGAAAAAUUGAGAUUACCCAAAUUCCACUUGAUGUGGAGGAAACAAAUGUAGAAAUGACCUGUUCAGUUCAAUCUCAAGAAACAAUUGGAAUACCUUCAACCAAAGAUACACAAGCCAUCAUAAUAUCUGUUGACAAACAUGAUGUGUGUUCUGAAGUGGAUAAUUACGAAUUAGUCUUUACUGAAGAUCUUGAGAGGCAAAACAAAAUCUUUGUGACGAGUGAUGACCAUCAUGAUAGUGAUCUACAGAUCAGUCCGGACAGAAAGACAUCCACCGAUUUCAGCGAUGUCAUAAAGGAGGAGUUGGAAGAUAAUGACAAAUAUCAAGAGUUUAAGAAAACGUCAGAUACUCAAGAAGCAGAAGUUUACUUGGAGCAAGUUGCGACAAGUCCAAUUCAGCACGGUCUAAACAUUAGUUUCCCACAAGAAUAUGUGAAGGAUGCAUUUCUGUCAGACAUAGGUUUGUCAAAUGGUGCUCUUGAUGACAGCUCAGAAAGUUUAAAACACGAAGGCAUCGCCGACUCUCCCAGUUUUAGCUUAGGUGAUGGGACACCUCAGAUCAGCUCGGAGGAGAGUUAUAAACAUGAAGGUCUUGCUGAGACUCCAGAAACAAGCCCAGAAGAUUUGUCCCUUUCGCCGAAGAAAACUGAAGAGCCAGCACUGGACAAAAACAAUACUGCAAAUGUUGCCAAAAUAGACAGUGAGGAUCAACCAAUCCAGAGUAAUGAAUCUUCUACACCACCAAUUGACAAUUCUGCAGGUAUAAAAAAAGAUGUUCAUUCCAAUAAAAUUAAAUCUGGCAUAAAUGAUAAGUUUGCAGUGACUGCCAUAGGAUCUCAGGAGGAAGCAGACGUAUUAUCAGAAACUCACAAUGUUGGCUCAACUGAACCAUUAGCAACAAAAGAGUCCUUUGACUCCACCGAUAAUGACCUUACUGCGGAUUCUGGCUGCGUAGUAUAUGAUGAAUUACAGUCAAUGGAAACGACUCAAGAUGAUGUGGAUGAACAGACCAUGAGUGAAUCAGUCUCUGUCCUUAAAACAGACAGUGGUUUACAUGUAGAUAACAUCAGUGGUGAAGGUACCCAUACGCCUUCAGACACCGUUAUGCAACAAGAAGCAGAACUGCUUGAUGGUCAUGACAUUUCACCGGACAGCAAAUCCAAAGACAAAGACUCAAAAUUCCCUGUUCCUAUGCCAAGAGGAAUAAUGAGAGAACCUGGUGCUGAAAAAAUGUCAAAUGAUCAGACCUCUCUAGAGUUGAAAGAAGAAAACGAUCAAGAAAAGGUUUCAUCGGUUAAACCUCCAGUUGUACCAGAAUACACAGCAAGAAAUCACGGAAUGGAACUUUCCCUUACUGGAGUGUCUAUUGAUACUGACAGUCUAAGUCCAAUGGGAGACGAAUCUCUGGCCAUCAGUCAUAAAGAUUCCCUUGAGGCUAGUCCCAUGCAAGAUGAUGGUGAUACAUUUUCACACAAAUCCCCAGAUUCACUUGAACCAAGCCCCAUUAAAGAAUCGCCAUGCCCAGACUCUCUUGAAAGUAGUCCUGUAGAAAGCAAGCUAAGUGCAGCUAUUUUCAUGGCACAACAGAAAGAGACGUCAGCUCCUGCAAUGCUCCCCGAAAAACCUAGUGGCAGAAUGGACAUUACUUUGGAUGCUAUACCGGUAAGGAGUAGAGUUUUCAGAGACAUGAGGGGAGAUGGACCUCCAAGUAGAGAACCAAGGAAGCUUAUGUCUCCAGAAGAAAGUACUGAGGAAGAUAGCUUGGAUCAAAUAUCACAGAUGGAAAGUUCAGGGAAAAGCCCCCUUUCACCUGAAACACCCAGCUCCGAGGAGGUCAGUUAUGAAGUUACCCCCCAAAGCCCUGAUGUGCAUGUGUUAUCAGCUGCUGAAAAGCCAAUUGCCAUUCCGGAGAUCCAAGAAGAAAUUGACGAUGAUUUCACAGAGAGUGAUUCAAAGAAGAGAUUCACACCCGAAGAGGAAAUGUUUAAAAUGGCAGCUAAAAUUAAAACAUUUGAUGUUUUGGAACAGGAAGCGAGAAUAAAGCGUGAAUUCAAAAAGGAAACCAAACCAUCUGAAAUGCCCAUUCCCUCUUCUCUCACUUAUCCUGAUGAAGCAGAGGUAAUAUUCAGAUCUCAUACUGAAUGCAGAAAGAGUUCCUCAUCUUCAGAAAGUGAACCAGAACUGACUCAGCUAAGCAGAGAGGCUGAAUCUGGGCUUCUUAUGGAUCCAGUUAUUCGGGUAGAACCGCCUUCUCCAGUCCCACCAGGAGCUGAUGGUAGUUCUAGCCCUGAAGAUCCUGAAUUUCAUCCGAUAGUUAACAAAAAAUACACAUUUAAGAUUAUAGAUGAUGAAAAGGAGUCAAAAGAAAUUACAAGCGAAGAAAUAUCCGAUGACAGAGAUGAUGUGAUCCCAAAUGAAGAAUGCAGAAGCCUGGAUUCGGAAGGCAAUAUACUAGCUGACUCACAGUCCUGUCCAUCAGUGCCCAAUGUUGUUACUCUUGGAGGUAAUGAAACUGAUAGUUCAUUGGAUUAUGCUGCUGCAGUCUGCUCUUUUACAGCCACUGGUGACUCCACCAAAGACACUGAAUCUUCAGAAAUGUCACCUUUUGCUCCAGAGGUGGAAGCGGAAGCGAGUCUAGUCGAGGAAGAUGCUCCGCACUUUGAGCAAACAGCAGAAGAGAAAGCUGCGUUGUGGCUGGAAAGCAAACGUCAAGGACUUCAGGUAAUAGCAGAGAAGGAAAUUCAGCUGAGCCAAAGUGACCCUACGUUAGGAGACAUGCCCUCAGAAGAACAAGCUGAAGAGCAGCUUAGCAAAAUAAUAAUAACUAAGACUGAACCCGAUGUAGACACAUGGAGCACUAUCAGAGAGGACGAUGAAGCAUUUGCAGCCCGUCUUAAAGAGGAAGAGCAGAAAAUCUUUGGUCCAAUGAAUGAUAAACGGUCCCAGGGAACAACUCCGGAUAUUACACCUGUAAGAACCCCCACUGAGGAUGGUACACCCACCAAUGAACAAAAUCCUUUCUUGUUUCAGGAAGGGAAAUUAUUUGAAAUGACCCGAAGUGGUGCGAUUGACAUGAGCAAAAGGAACUACACAGAUGAAAACUACCAUUUUUUCCAAAUUGGAGAAAACCAGGCUGAUGACUCUUUUCCGUACGCAUCCCAAAUGGAAGGGGCUGAGGAUGAGAUGACGUUUGCUGAGCCUGAAGCCAUGCUUGUUCCCACCGCUCAGACUGAAUCUGAGCAUUAUCAGUACUCGUUACCAGAUGUAUCACUUCCGGGUGCCUCAAGUGGUGAGCCUUUCAUUGGGUCAAAUGCCACAGAUGAACAAAUAGCCACAAAAACGGAACAAAAGUCACGAAUUCCAAUCAAAAUGGGGAUCUCUGCAUCAGCCAAGUCCUUAAGGAAAGAUUCUGCUCUACCUGAAGUGGCUGAAGUGAAGCCCUUCACUUAUGAUGGUGAUGUGGAAUCUCCUACCUCCCUUGAGUCAUCUAUGACUCAAGUCCAGUUAGACUUUUCUAUAGUCACCAGGACAGUUUAUUCAGAGCAAGCUGCAAAAAGUGAUGAUGAUUCAUCAGACUCGUCUCCUGAAGAACAACGAUCGGUGAUUGAAAUUCCUCCUGCUAUUGCCCAACAAGUUCCCAUCACAGAGUCUAGAUCGAAGCUUCCUGUCAGACAUACUGCUAUUGUAACAGCAGUACCUCGAGCACAACCGACUCCAAGGGACAGGGCUCUAUCACCUUCUCGCCUAUCUCCAGCAAGUCCACAGGAAGGACCAGCGGACGAUACCAUCAAAUCAAAAUCCAGAAUUCCUGUUAAGGCCGGUGCACACAGAGUAGACUACCACUCUUUUACGUCUACAGAACUUGAAACAAAAAAGAUUGUGGAGUCGGUCAAGUCUAGACUUCCAGUACGGCUGGAGCCCAGGAGCAAGUCUGAAUCUGACACUGUUGCUUCUGCAGAGAUGAAAUCCAAGCUUUCUGUUAAAGGGAAGAGCUGUGACACAGAACCAGAGGUAAAGGAGAAGCCAGACCGUACUCCCGCUGGAUCAGAAACACCAGAAAGUACAAAGCCAAAAUCAUUUCAAUCAAGACUUCCAGUCAAGACCAAAACUAGCCAAAGUUCACAAGCAACAUCUACUUCUGCCAAAGGCAAUAAAGAUAAAUUUUUUGAACUCUAUAAGCAUUCCAUUGAAUUUUUUGAAGAGAUAAGUGAUGAGGCCUCGAAAUUGGUUGAACGUUUGACACAGGAAGAGCAAGAUCAUGAAGCACUAUCAGAUGAUGAAAGUAGCACUUUAGAUAGCUCUGUUAUUGAAAAUGAGCAACCCACUGAAAUACAGCAACCUCUUCCUGAAGACUUAUUUGACAUGAGACCUAUCUGGGAUGAGUCUGUUGAGACUCAAAUUGAAAGAUUUCCUGAAGAAAGUGGCCAUGAUCACUUUGAAGCUGUAGAUGCUCAGGAGGAUUCUGAACGAGCUGAGCAGAGACUGUACCUUAUCGCCGACCACCUUGGAUUCAGCUGGACAGAGCUGGCCAGGGAACUGGAUUUCACUGAGGAACAGAUCCAUCAGAUCAGAAUUGAAAACCCCAAUUCUUUAGUGGACCAGAGUCAUGCACUACUAAAAUAUUGGAUGGAAAGAGAUGGCAAGUAUGCUUCAGAUGAAAGGUUACUGCAGACACUUACCAAAAUUAAUCGCAUGGAUAUUAUCAACUUGCUGGAAACCACACAGUCCUCACCCAGCAGAGAACAUCUCUCUCGCACUUACGCAGAAAUUGAACAGACCAUAGCGCUGGACCACAGUGAAGGUUUCUCUGCUCUGUCUGAAGAUCUCUAUAGUUCAAAGGCAAUGAGGUUUGGGCACACAAAAGCUAAAGAUUCAGCCAGAGUAGGACAUGAUCAACAAGUCGACAGCUUUCAAGCACAACCUCCACUCGUCUCUGAGGAAGAUGUAUCCAUCAGUUACUGUAGAUCUCAGGAAGCCAGCCCCAAAAUCAGAACAAAGCUGCAGGAGGAAUUUGAGGAAUCAGGGGAAGAACUAUCAAUCUCGGAGCUCUUGAAACAAACUCAAAAGGAAAGAGAGGUUGAGGUGGAGCAGAAGCCACUUCCUGACAAUCAGACUGAAGGACCCAAAGUGACCAGCCCUGAGGCUGAAGACGAGGAGCCAGAGACGAAGGACACUGCAGUAACCAAGCUGAGGAUAGAGGAACAAAGCCCCAUUAUCCAGGAGCCUGAGGAAAUUCAGAUGUUGGAGAGAGUGCAAGCUCCACAGGCAGCUGGCCCUACUAUAAUGGAAACAACAGAGGAACAUCCACAGGUCUCUGAGAGAACCAUUGAGGAAUCACUGGAAAAGGAGAUAGCAGAAGAAUUGGGGGAAGUGGAGACCAGUUCAGAUGAGGAGACUGUAACUACCCGGGUCAUCCGGCGACGGGUUAUCAUUCAGGCUGAUGACAUGCCUGAUAUUCUACCAGAGACAGUGACAGAAGAACAAUAUACAGAUGAACAUGGAAAUAUUGUUGUGAAAAAGGUUACCAGGAAAAUCAUCAGACGCAUAGUUUCACCUGAUGGUAUUGAAACGGAGGAGGUGGUAAUGCAAGGGGAAGAGCAGAAACCGAUCACAAUUGAAGAUGGCGAUGAGUAUUCAAAAGUCUUAAAGAGAACUGUACUGAAAAGUGACAGUGAGCAGAGUGAGGUAACCUUCUCAGAACCACAAGUGGCCUUUGGCUCUGAAUUCCAGUCAGAGCAAGUUGCAGGUCGCAAAGUCAGCAGAGUCGUCAAGACAACCGUGGUCCAUGGGGAUAGAAUGGAGAAACACCUGGGCGACCCCAAAUUAUCCUCUGACCUUCCCACAGCCAAAGAUGAUUUCAAUAUGGCUUUAAGUUUUGCAGGGAGCCACGGAAAAGACUACAUCCCAAAUGUAGUUCAGAAAGAGAUUGUAAAAGAGGAUGGAUCAGUUAUUAAAAGGACGACCAUGAGUAAAGCUAGCACACAGAAGAGGACUGUGGUGACGGAUCGGGAGGGGAAGCACAUACACGAGGAACAGCUAGAGAAUGUGCCUGAAGCACUACAACAUGAUGACCUGAAACACGACCUACAAGAACUUCUCGGUCGUUUCUGUGGCGAGGACUGGAUACAGGAGAGAAAAUAAACAGCUAAGACAUCACACAUAUCUAUUCUGUCCCCACUGCUCAAACUACUUCACAGGAAGAAUUGUAUAUUAUUUUCCAUCUGAAGACACUGAGGUAUCCGUGAGGAAAGUAGAAUUGAAUUCGCCUUUUCUCUUUACCGUAAGCUAAUUUGUGACCAAAGAUGGCAUCCAUAUCUUUGGAUGGCUACUACUGUUUGAACACCAGAGCUUCCUCUUACAGCUGUACUAGGAACACACUAAUCCUUGCUGCCUCCAAUCUGCACCAUCAGGUCCAAUGCUCACAGAAUAUCAACUUCAUCCACAGGCCUCUUCUCAUUUUCUGUUGCAAAAGGACUUUACCACACAAAAAAACCUACAUGGUAAAACCGUUUCAGCUUGCGAGACUAAGACACUCCUAUCUUGACUACACAGAUCGCCAAUGAACACAAAAGUCCCUUCUUGAUUGCCGAACAGAGAAUUGCUAAGUGUUGCCAUAGUGACAGAUCGUGAGUGUGCAGGACUAAUAGGGAGCAACUUGAGACUCUUGCAGUCCCUCAAAUUUCUUGAAGUCGAAUAGCUUAAUAAAUAUGCUAGCAUCUGUACUUAAUGUAUCAGACCUUUCUGCAUCCACUGCAUUAGUAUGAAUUUUAAAAGUGGCUACUACAUUUGGUCGUGUAAUUCAUGCUGCCAUUACUUGUUUCUAGAACUUGCAACUUUCUUCACUGCUUCCACCAAUCCACAUGCUCUUGUUCCUGCGGUUUGAUUGUUUCUACUGGCACCUGCACUGUAGAUAACUGAAACUGAGAUGAACGUUACAAAAGGAAAAAGAACCCAGACCGAAUACUUUGGUUAUUUCAGCAUUAUUUAACAAGACUGGCUUCUUUUUGUACAUGCAUGUAGUAUUUAUAGCUGUGGUAAUCAUAUAUAGGCUUGUUUAACCAUCUUUGCACUGGGGAAAUAGUUCAGCUCACUGCCUCCGAAAAGGAAAAACAAAAACACGAUCCAAUGAUAUUGAUUAUAUAGUAUUUUGAAUUGUUUGGUUCUCUCCUUUCUUUAAUGUGUUCAUGAAAUCUUAUUGUACAUUUCUUAAGUUAUUAUGGAUAUUUGUUUAAUAUAAGGACAAAAUUCGCUCAGUGCUCAGAAAGUUAAAUAAAGAAAUAUAUUGACUCGGUUGGACAGUGCAGGCAGAUUGCCAGUGCUUAUUUUGGUAGUUUGUACGCCUGCAUUGACUGACUAUGAAGACCGAUGGAAGGAGUGCAUAUCUGUUCUAGCCAUGCCCUGUGGUGUUAUUUACAGCGCAGAUGAUGUCUCUGUAAUUACAUUUUGGUUUAUACUUUUUUGUUUUAUUUCACUUUAUUUUAUUUGCUGUGUAAUCAAAGAACUUCAGACUGUGAGAAGAAGUGAAUUUUAAGUUGACGACUCAGCAUCUUGUUCCCAAUGUGAUAACAAAUAUUGUAUAUGAUAUCUAUGAGGGCAUGUAUUAGAAUAAGGAUAAAUGGAAACAAAAUUAAAACACUAACAAAUACAUAGCAACUGCAAUGUGUACGAUGGCUGAUUUAAUUAAAAUAAAAUGUACAAGUGUUACAUGUAAA
Molecule: messenger RNA, 13641 nt
Organism: Callorhinchus milii (elephant shark)
Lineage: Eukaryota; Metazoa; Chordata; Chondrichthyes; Chimaeriformes; Callorhinchidae
Gene: ank2b
Product: ankyrin 2b, neuronal
Exons: 50
Coding region: 65-12070 (4001 amino acids)
Biological process (GO): regulation of cardiac muscle contraction; signal transduction; protein localization to T-tubule
Cellular component (GO): T-tubule
Molecular function (GO): protein binding
Source: RefSeq, a predicted model, not a curated record